Messenger RNA from Pristis pectinata (smalltooth sawfish), 1148 nucleotides. RefSeq names its product keratin-associated protein 21-1-like. Lineage: Eukaryota; Metazoa; Chordata; Chondrichthyes; Rhinopristiformes; Pristidae. The record is from RefSeq and is a predicted model, not a curated record. The transcript is spliced from 13 exons. Bases 1 to 483 code for a protein of 160 amino acids.
AUGGAGAGACAAGCAGCCGUGAAGGAACCGAGCCUCACCGUUCUCCUGCUGCUGUUCUGCGUCCUGGUCAUCGCAGGUUAUGGUCCUGACUACGGUUACGUUUACGGACCUGGAUACGGUUACGCUCGACAGAGCCUCCAUUGCUUUUGGACCAGAUCAGUCACCAGUUUAACCCACCUGAUGGGUCCAACUCAUCCACAGAGACCCACCGGAGACCUCUCAGCUUCCGCAGUGGGAUACGGAAAUGGCGAAAUGGAUGGUUAUGGUCCUGCCUAUGGUUACGUUUACGGACCUGGAUACGGUUACGACGGAAACGGAAGUGGACAGGACGAUGGUUACGCUACUAACUACGGUUACGUUGGAUACGUAAGCAAGAAAAAGGAUGGUCACAGUGCUGGCUCUGGUUCUCCCUGUCAAAAAGACAGAGAUUGUGAAAACGGAGAAGUCUGCUGCAAAGGAAAAUGCAUGGAUAAAUAUUACUGACCGAUGCUUCAUCUUCUGAUUUUCAGGAAACUCUUUUUGCUCCAGGAGAGGACCGCUGAUAGAUAUGGCUUUGCUUCUGCUUAAAACUGCUUCCAAUUCACACCCCAAGGUUAGCUCGGUAGUUGUUCAAAAGCGAGGCUCCUUCGUUGCUGACUCACGGAUAUGCCUGAGGAACGUCACCAGACGCCCGCGGCAGACGAGCCUGCUUUACACCACAGCAGGUCAAUCUAAAGGAAGCCUCCUCUGGCCUGGACUGUCCAAGAAACACGUGUAGUUAUCAGUCAUUGACCAGAGAGAAGGUGUGUCCCCAACAAUCAUUAAAAAUUGACACUUGUUCUUUCUAACGGAAAACAAUAACUGUAUUUGCACAUCUUAAAGGCUGAAGUGAUCUUGGAAUCUUUUCUCAUUAUGUCUCUUAUCUUUGAUUGAUGCUUCAUAAGCUUUUGAGUAGUUGGAAUGCAAGAAAUCUCAUAAUUAGACAACCUUCCCUUAUUCCUGUGGCUCCCCUCCCCUGCCUUGAUGACCUGUCCAUCUCCUCCCCUCCCCUCCUCCAUGGUCUCCAACCGGCUUCCUUCUUCUUCAGCCCACUGCCUCUUCUAGCACCUCUCAGUUUAUGACAUCUUCCACUCCCUCCCCCACCCACCUACCUUCCCCCUCUCGCUUGG